Synchytrium microbalum is the source of this 4794-nucleotide messenger RNA. RefSeq lists its product as uncharacterized. Bases 1 to 4794 code for a protein of 1597 amino acids. The transcript has 16 exons. Lineage: Eukaryota; Fungi; Chytridiomycota; Chytridiomycetes; Synchytriales; Synchytriaceae. Gene Ontology annotation, molecular function: nucleic acid binding; ribonuclease III activity; ATP binding. The record is from RefSeq and is a predicted model, not a curated record. Gene Ontology annotation, biological process: RNA processing.
AUGCAGCACGCUCCUAUUGAGCUCCCAUUCUUCCUCACGAAAGGACUUCCAUUACCCAAGGUGCUCAAUGGAGCUUCCCCUCAUCAAGUCAAUAGCAAUGCAGCAUCAAACGCCAAUAUCGACGAUGCAUCAACAAAAGUCCGACAAUCGCCACGCUCCUACCAGCUCGAACUAUUCGAAGAAGCUAAAAAGAACAAUAUUAUUGCUGUCUUGGAUACUGGAACUGGCAAGACGAUGAUUGCGUCACUGCUGGUCAAGCAUUAUGUGGGAUUGCAGCGUGAUGCUGAAAAAGAAAAUCCAGAGACUGUGCGUCGAAUUGCCUUCUUUAUGGUACCUACAAAUCCAUUGGCGUUUCAACAAAAGAAACAACUCGAAAUUAUGGUCAAGAGAGUUGAAAUUGUUGUUGGAGAGUCGAAAAAGGGCAAAAAUAAGAAGAGCUGGGAAGAACUCUUAGAAGCCUACGAUGUGAUUGUGUGCACACCUGCAAUACUCAAGAACGCACUUGAGUUUGGGUACUUGACUAUGAAUCAGGCCUUGUUACUCGUAUUUGACGAAGCUCAUCAUGCUAUUGGUCACGCUGAUUAUGCCAUUAUUAUGCAAAAGCACUAUCCCAAUCUGACUGAUGAAACGGCUCACAAACCACGCGUGCUGGGUCUUACAGCAUCACCAGUCACGAGAGAAACUGAUGAUCCAGUCAAAGCUGUUGAGGCUUUGGAGAAUCAGCUCAAGAGCGUUGCAAGAACUAUUAUGUGGGAAACGCAAUCGGGAUAUGAACAUCUCGGAAAACCUCACGCAGUUACAAAAAUCAUCUACAAGGCAGCACCUCAAGAGUUACCUCAGUCCGAACUGAUGAGAACUCUCAAAGACCUCGUCAAGUCGCCACCACAAGACCUAGACUUGCCUGGUGACCUGCGCUUCAAACUCCAAGAUCGCAUCAUCCCAGACUUGGAAAUGCACAUCCUGCGAACACUAGGCGUACAUGCUUGUGAUCGUGCUAUCGAAGCAAUGGCUCAUACGUGCCAUCGAAAGUCGCUCUCGGCAAUACCAUUUAGUAAAUUGGGAUUGGAGGACUUGUUGGAAGGUGAUGCUGUACAGGAUGAUGAAGAAGAGCAAGUUGCUCAGACUUCAUUGUUGGCUCGUCUUGGACAUUUGUUUCCUGGACCGCAUGCUUCUGGAGAUUUGUUGAGUGAUAAGGUCAAGAUGCUCUUUUCUUUGUUGUAUAAUGAUUAUAGGGAUGACCGUGACUUUAGUGGAAUCAUCUUUCGUCGUGAUGUCGCUGAUCGACUAGCAGAGCUCAUUCGUCACGAGAAGAAAUUGAGCUUUCUUAGAGUUGGUGUGUUGAAAGGGCACGGCAAAGGUGCUAACUACAAGUCCUCUGAGGGCGUAGAUGCCAAAGUGGCUCAUCAGUACAGGAUUGUGGAAGAGUUCUGGAAGAACAAUGUAAAUUUGUUGGUCGCUACAGCUAUUGCUGAAGAAGGAUUGGAUAUCCCAGCUUGUAAGCUGGUAGUGAGAUUUGAUAUUGGUAGAGGCGCGCUAAAGCUUGGGUCCUUGAUUCAGUCUCGUGGCCGAGCUAGAAAGGAGAACUCCAAGUUCUGUCUAAUGGUUGAAGAGAAUCAUCCAGAAGACAAUAGCUAUCCUGUAUCUCUCCAACAAAAGGAAAAGGCUCAACGUGGACAUCUAUACAAAAUGUGUACUCAAAACAGCGUGCUUGCAAGAUGGCACCAAAUCGAGUUGCAGCAAGCUGAAGAGCGUGAAAUGGAUUUGUAUGCUGAAGAAGUGUAUAAGAUUCCAGCUACUGGUGCUGUACUUCAUUCUACGUCGGCCAUAUCCUUGCUUAACCGUCUCUGCCAAAUCAUCUCCGAGGUCGAAGGCUACGAGUGGAGCUCUUCUUGGACGUAUGAACUUGUCGCAUCUCAGUUUUACGCUACAGUCACACUACCAGGAACGCUGCCAAGGGAAAUCCGUGUCCAUCGAGGUGGUCCAGCAGAUCGUAUUGCGACUGCUCAGAGACUAGCCUGUAGAAAUGCCAUCAUAGCCCUUCAUAAAGAACAAUAUUUCGAUGAUAACUUGCAGCCUGUACGUGAAGAUCCACGACAACGACUACAGCGUGUAGAUGACGAUAAAGCAGCUCUCGCCAACGACUUGAAUAGUUUACGUGGACGACGUAAAAGACGGUCAUAUCAAAAAAUUGUUCCAGCCGAUAUGGAGGUGCCGUGGCAAGAGGUUCCUGGUGGUAGAUAUGUAUGGUUGUCUGUACCGUAUACUGUAUCUGCUGGUCAGCGUCGAGAAAUGUAUCGUGUUGGUAUAAUCACUCGACGCCGACCUGUUGAUGGUAUUCAAUUCAGUCUAUGGCCGGAUCAGCGCGAGGUCAUGAUGACGGUGAUUCCAAAUGCCACGUCUAUGAUUGUCAAUGAUGAGCAAUGGGAUGCUGUCAAGAAGUUCCAUGUAUAUUUGAUGAGUUCCUUUCUUAAGGAUGCAUUGGAAUUGGAACUCGAUCAUGCAUACUUUUGUAUCCCUCUGAUAUGGCAAAACAAUACACCAGUGAUUGAUUGGACACGUCUCCUCGAGAUUGCCAACUAUAAUCCAGCUGCCCACGACCAUUUGCUAUACGCUCAAGAUAUCGUUGGACGUAUGGUAGUGGAUAGGUCCUAUUAUCGUCGUCAAUUUGCAGUCACCGACCUCGUAAACCCAGAUUCAUCAGAAUCAUUCAAGGAAAAGUAUGCUGCAGUUGUGAAGAAAUACAAAGGUUCUGGCCAAUUCAAAUACAGAACCAUAAAACCCAUUCAGCCAAUAUUGUAUGGAAACCGACUGGAAAUUCAUCGCAGAAUCAACUUGCUGCAAGAUGUUAAGGUUGAGCAGAUCAAGGAUGCCAAGCAAUAUCGUACUACUUCUUUGCUACCAGAGUAUUGUGAGGUCCAUCCAUUCACUCAGAAAGACUUCUACGAUACGAAUAGAGUGCCGUCGAUCUUGUUUUACUUUGAAUUAUUUUGCAUUGCCCAUGACACUCAGAAACGGUUGAGCUUGUCUGCUCCUGUUGGCAGUGUUCUUCAAGCAUUGUCAGCUCCCCAGACUGGUCUUCCUCAUAACUAUGAGCGACUAGAAACCUUGGGUGACUCAUUCUUAAAGCUUGCAAUCAAUUUGCAGUUGUUUGCAAGAUUCCCAAAUCGUGAUGAAGGACAUCUAUCCAUGAGAACGAAUUAUGCCGUCUCCAACUAUCAACUCUUUCAACGUGCGUCCAACAAAGAAAUACCAAACGUCAUCAUAUCAGCUACGCUGAGUCGUUCCACAUGGCGACCAUUUGGAUCCGGUCCAGGACGAUGGGAUGAACGAGAAAAACUACGCAUAGAAAGGAGUGGCAAAAAUCCCAUUAAAAUCUAUCCACGCCCAGGAACACAGAUCUUGUCUGAUAAACAGGUAGCUGAUGUCAUGGAAGGUCUAUUAGGUGCUGCAGUGAUAACAGGCAAUCCAGAAACACAAGGUGUUGAAGCCGGUGCCAAGACCAUGAAGGCCAUAUAUGAUGACGUGAUUGAGGAAGACUGGACCAAGUUUUCAAACUUGAUUCAGAAACGUACACCGACGAAAGAUGGUUCCUGGAAAGACGCUGCUGGAAUGGUUACGUUGGUGGAUGAGGUUCAAGAGUUUAUUGGAUACAAGUUUAAUUCCCCUGGAUGGCUGAUUGAGGCUUUGACUCAUGCUACUGCUGCUGAUGCCAAGUUUAAUUCGUACCAACGUCUUGAAUUUCUUGGUGAUGCGGUAUUGGGAUAUUUGGCUGUACGAUAUUUCUUUUAUGCCUAUCAUGAAGCUGACCCAGCUCAAUUAUCAGAUUGCAAAGAUGCUUCAGUAUGUAAUUCUUUCCUGGCCAAUAUUGCUGUGAGUGCCAGUAUGCAAACAUGGCUUCGUCACAUGUCUGCACCCUUGAGCCAUGGACUACAGUCAUAUAAAGAUGAAUUGAUUGCUAGUCGUGAUCGUGCCAAUUCCCUAUCUCAACAAGGAGGCAAUCGUGUCCUUCAACAAGAUGUUCGAGGUGACACUGACGAUGCCUUAAGAUACUGGGAAGAUUUGGAUACUCCGAAAGCAGCAUCUGACAUGGUUGAAGCUAUACUCGGUGCAGUGUUUGUUGAUUCCAAACUAUCAACAAAUGCAGUCUGGAAGGUCAUGCAGAAAAUCUGGCUUCCAUGGGUCGAAGUAUAUAUAAAACCCACCACUGUGAAGCGUAUCGCACUAAGAGUUUUAUCCGAGGAGCUAUUGAAACUCGGAUGUGUUGAACAUAAAGUGAAAACAUAUGUGGAGGGUCCACGACAGUUCGUAGCUCGAGUGUUUAUACAUGGACGAGUCUUUGCUGAAGGUAGAUCCGAAAUGAGAAAGAAAGCCAAUACGGAUGCUGCUAACGCAGCACUUGAUAUCUUGACCAAAAGUCUUGAAGCUUGGCAAGGGUGGUGUACUUGUCAGGGAGAUGCUCUUGAAGCUGGAGUGUAUGUUCAGGGGCAACGGCAGGAUUGGGCUAAUGGAGUCACCACUGCUACCACGACUAUGAAUGGUGGUAGUAGCAGUAAUGGCUCAAAUGGUGUCAAUGGAGUCUCUCAUAUUGGUCAAAAUGGUAGCAGCAACUCAGAAACCGAUGAUGGUAGUGAAUCAGAUGAUGAUGAAGACGGUGUUCCUGUGGUAGUACGUCGUGAUGAAAUACCAUCACUUCGUAUCUUGCCUGAAGGUGAUGAGGGAUACGACGAACACGACCAUCAGUAUACUCAGAUGGGGCAGGUGGAAGCAGAUGGUGGAGAAGUUGUGGGUGUAUAA